Xiphophorus maculatus (southern platyfish) is the source of this 3046-nucleotide messenger RNA. It is a transcript of the gene vamp5, whose product is annotated as synaptobrevin-like. Gene Ontology annotation, molecular function: SNAP receptor activity; syntaxin-1 binding. Gene Ontology annotation, biological process: vesicle fusion; SNARE complex assembly; vesicle-mediated transport. Gene Ontology annotation, cellular component: plasma membrane; SNARE complex. The transcript is spliced from 3 exons. Lineage: Eukaryota; Metazoa; Chordata; Actinopteri; Cyprinodontiformes; Poeciliidae. The record is from RefSeq and is a predicted model, not a curated record. The coding region runs from base 346 to 636 and encodes 96 amino acids.
GGCAGAGGAGAACGAGGUAGAUCGGAAAUUCCUCUAAGUGGCAAAUUUCCGGGAACACCGUGAACGCCUCACAAGGCAGCGGAGACGUCAAGCGGCAGCUGAGAGAAGCGAAAGUUUUGACCGCGGGGGAAAAAGUCACACUUUGCGGAAAGCGAGCGAAGAAAAAGCCACGAUUCGGGGCGUUUCUCUUACUUUUUUUUCUUUUUUCUGUUCAGUCGUUCCCUCCAAAUCGCAGGACGAGUAUGCUGCGUUUCCUGUUGUUAUAAAUUUGACAUUAGUCGACCUUUAAAUGCUCUGAACGCGGUGACAGCUCUGACUCCCAACGCAGACUGCGAACCGACAAACAUGCAGGACGGGAAGAGCCGCCUGCAGCAGACGCAGGAGGAGGUGGAGCAGGUGAAGGACAUCAUGCUGGUCAACAUGAAAAAAGCCGACGAGCGAUCCGGCAAACUGAACGACCUGGAGCAGCAGGCCGAGGAUCUGCUGGAGAAGGGUAAAGUUUUUGAAAAAAAAGCCGGCAAGGUGAAGCAGCAGAAAAAAUGGUCCAACAAGAAGAUGAAAAUCAUCUUCAUCAGCGUCGGUGUGGUGGCAGGACUUGUAAUCUUGGGACUUAUAAUCUUUGCCAUUGCAGGAUAGCAUGAGAAGCAAAAGCUUCCUGGCAGAUGAAAGAGGAAAAUAAAUGAGCUGAAGGACAGUUGAUCCUGGACAGCAAAGAUCCUGGAGACGACAAGCUGUAUGUGUGAGACUCUGCUGCGAGAUGUGAUGUUAUUAUGCUAAAAAAUAUUUAUGGAAAUAUGUUCCCCGGUCUUCCCUCUGUCACAUCUUCUAUUGGUAUGGUACAACGUAUUCUCUCUUAGAUUUCCAUUUCAAAUAAAAUUCUUCUUGACAUACAAAUUGCAUACAAAAAGCAGUUUACAUUUGGAUUAAACGCUUUCAAGAUGUCCUCCACAUGUCUUCUCUGCAAAAUCUGACUUUGAUAAUGCUCUGUUACGGUUGCGCCACCUACUCAUCUGCAGACAUCAUCCUACACCACCUGUUGCUGAAAUCAUUUUAAGAAGGAUGCCAGAAGACAGAAUAUGCCAUCAUUUGUGCAUGUUUAGUUAUUUUUAUUUUAUUUCUUCUUUGGUUUUAUUGUAUUAUAUUUCACUCGUAAAAAUAAUAGCAAAGUUUUUACAAUUGCGCCACAUUUGCAUUCUAGAAAAAAAAAAAUCAUGUAUUUCAAAAUGCAUCGUCUUAAAAAACGUGGAUAAACAGCAACCCCUGGUGGUUAAUAUAUUUACUGCAAGGGGCCGAUGACGCAUGGAAUUUUCUUCAACAUUUGCGCAGCUAUAAUUAGCUGUUUAAAAGUCACGAUCAGGACUUUGUUUUUGCGUCAUGCAAACAUUAUUCUAAUCUCUGCACGCAAUCUUAGCCUAGCGAAGAAAUGUUUUACAUCAUAAUCCAAUAAAAAGUUAAAAUCCGCAAGUCAGAGAUUUCAGCCAAGUAGGAAAUUACAAGUUGUGCCAGAGAGACGGUGCUGCAGAGAGAGUUGCAGUGACUGUCUUGGAGAUGAAAUAUUUUUAUACUGUUGUGCCUGUGAAGAUAAGAUGUGUUUUUACUCAUGCAUGCAAUUUAUAGCCUUCAUUUGUCAUGGAGUUAACAGCAAACAAUGGAUGAAGUUUUUUUUUUUUUGUCGAAACAAUGUCAUGGUUGAUAAGGGUAGCCAUGUUUUCCAACUUUAAUCUAUUAAAGUUCUGUUUCCUACAUUUUUCCUGACAGUAACUCACAUUUGCUAUCAUGCCAGUUCAGUGCUACUUACAGCAGCAUUAUCCACGAUUCAGUGUCUAAAAUAUCAUGUAACGAGUCAAAAGACAAAAUCUUUAAGUUUUUCAUUUACUUCAUGAGCAGCUAAUCUUCUUUGAAUAGCUUUUUCAAUUUGUUCUAAACAGAAGUAGGUGUAAUACUCCAAAAAAUAUACUCACUUAAAAGUAGCACUAUCCUUUUUUUUUUUAAACUUUUCAUUUUCAAAAACUGUUUUAUAUCAACACAUACACAUGUCUACCCCUGUCGCAACUCACAAUUUACAUCUUAUUUACAUUUAACCCACACCAAGCAAACUGGUCGUACAAUUCCAGCUCUGCCAAAGGUCUUCCAGGGAAUGUUGAUGGAGGAAACGGUCCAACCGAAAUACACUUCCUUCUGAUAGACACCAGAUCCGUUAAGAGUCAUCAACAUCCAUGGAUACUGUAUAUACAUUACAAUAAUUACAGUGAUAGGGACAACAGUAGACAUAAUGAGAACACAAACUAAAGCAAUAAAAGUACGCAAAGAUAAUAAUACAAAAUAAAUUUGAACGGUACACAAACAAACAAAUAGAGGUGUCAAGGUUACAAUAUGAAAUUAGUUACAGGUCUCCAUUUUGUUUCAAAGGUCUCCAUCUUGAGUUGUAGUUUUGAGGUUGUUUUUUCCAUAGUGUAGACUUUUCUGAUUCUAUCUCUCCUCUCUGUAAUACUGGGAGGCCGUGGCCUCAACCAAGCAUAUGUUAUACAUUUCUUCGCAAUCAUAAGCAAAAUUCUGAUCAAGUAUUUAUUGUUUUUGUCGAUCAUGUCUGAGGUAAUUAUUCCUAAAAUAUAAACGGAUGCAUCCAAAUCCAAAUAGAUACCUAAAAUAUUUUUUAGAUCUGUUUGCACCUCCUUCCAGAACUCGAGCGCCUUCGGACAGUCUCAAAAUAUAGGGGUAAAAUCCCCCACCUUUCCAUAAUUUCUCCAACAAAGCCGAGAUGUUUUACCGUAAUUAGAUGUGAUAACCGGGGUGUUAAAGUAACGCAUCUUAACCUUCCAGUCAAAUUCCCUCCAUGUUGGGCUGUUAGUUCAUUUGUGUCCAGAUCUAAAUGUUUCUUCCCACUCUUCAUCUGUUAUUACUAUAUUAGCCUCCAGUUCCCACUUCUCCUUAAUUUCCUUAUUAUUAACACUGGAUUCAUAUUGCAGGCUUUUGUAUAGUUUUGAGAUCAGGCCUUUUGUUGAUUCACUUUUUGCUAUUGAUAAUAAAAUCUCUUCAGUCUUGGUCA